UUUUUUUUUUUUUUUUUUUUUUUUUUCACUUUUUUUGCCUUUGCUCUCCCUUGGUCAUUUUUUUAGUGCUCUGCUACACAUCUACUCGCGGGUCAACUUUUGCCCUUUUUGUGUGUUACAAUGACUGCGGGAAGUUUACCUUAUUAAUAUUUCUUUCCCCCAGGUCCGAAAUUUUAUACUCACCCAACAUCGGACCAGCACCUAACGGCCGUCAAGAAUCAUGGCCAAGGAGAAUUUGGUUGAGAUGGAUGUUCAUCCAUUAGACGGCCAAAGUCAAGACGGAGUACUCUCCACUAAUUCCAGUGAGGCAAAACCGUCCUCAAGCCCCGAAGUGGUUAACGCCUCAGGGCACAAACAGGAGCUGCACCGCAACUUCAGCCUGUUAAGCAUUUGUGCCAUUGCGAUCACCACAGGAAACUCAUGGACCGCAAUGGGCGGCAGUCUCACUGUCGCUAUUUACAACGGUGGACCGCCUGGUGUUAUUUACGAAUUCAUUGCCGUCGCAAUAUGUUACUGGUUUGUUGCAGCGUCCAUUGCUGAAUUGGCUUCCGCGAUGCCAUCAGCGGCGGGAGUCUAUCACUGGGCGAGUGUAACAGCAGGGCGAUAUGGUCGCCCCGUAGGCUGGCUCGCUGGCUAUUGGAACUUUUUCGCCUGGGUAUUUGGUGCUGCCUCCAUAGCUUCAAUUCUUGCCAAUCAGACCGUGUCAAUGUACAUGCUCUUCCAUCCGGAGUUGGAACCACAGGUAUGGCAUGUGUUUGUCAGCUAUCUCAUCUGCUCGUGGUUGUGCUGCUGCAUUGUGAUGUUCGCCAACAAAGCAUUGCCGGCCACCAGUAAUGUGGGCAUGUUCCUUAUCAUCGGCGGUGUCAUUGUUACGAUUCUGGUCUGCGCCAUUAUGCCCCACGUGAAUGGGACCGGAUAUGCCUCGAACGCCUUUGUCUGGAAGGACUGGGAGAACCAAACCGGUUAUUCUAGCAAUGGUUUCGUCUUUGUCGCCGGCAUGCUUAAUGGUGCGUACUCCGUCGGCAACCCAGACAUCACGAGCCAUGUUGCAGAGGAGAUCCCCAGACCAAGUCGCAACAUCCCCAAAGCCGUCUUGGCUCAAAUGAUUACGGGUUUUAUCACUGCCGUAACCUACAUGGUAGCCCUCCUCUACUCCAUCAAUGACCUCCCUGCCAUCCUCGAGAACAAAUCCACCUUCCCCCUAGCUGAAAUCUACCGACAAGCCACCGGCUCCAGCGGCGGUGCCCUCGGCCUCCUCAUCGUCGUCUUCCUGCCCACCUUCAUCACCUGCAUCGGCUGCUACAUCACCGCCGGGCGCACGCUCUGGACCCUGGCCCGCGACAACGCAACCCCAUUCAGCGGCUGGACGUCACGCGUCAGUGGCACCUUCCACAACCCUUUAAACGCUACCUUCGUCUGCGGCUGCAUCGUGACGGUCAUGGGCUGCAUCUAUGUAGGCUCGUCAACGGCAUUUAGUGCGCUCGUCGGCUCGUUCGUGCAGCUUUCGUCGCUGUCAUACACCGCUGCGAUCCUGCCACACCUACUGGGCGGGCGCUCUACGGUCCGGCCCGGCUAUUUCUUCAUGCACGGCUGGAUUGGGUACAUUGUCAACACAGUUGCAUGUCUGUACAUGAUGGCGUUCAUUGUGAUAUUCUCGUUUCCGUUCGCGCUGCCGGUCACGGCGCAGGAUAUGAAUUAUACUUCGCUGAUUACGUGGGGAUUGACGAUUUUCGUUGCGAUAUGGUGGCUGUUCAGAAAGGGGAAUUACGUUGGGCCCAAAGCGGUACCGCUGGGAGAAGUGGUGUUGGCGAAAGAUGCGCUGUGAUCUCGUGCUUUCUUCUUUUUUUUUUCAUCCCCUUUCCUCGAACCGAGGGUCUUCCCCUCUCUAUCAAAGGGGCUGUAUUUUUGGAUAUAUACUGCCUCGACUCCGGGGGGGGGGGGGGCAGAAGUGUAACCUGGACGGGUUAAUAUGCUGGGAGAGCCGGGGAAUCCUCUUCCUCUCUACCCCAUUCUCAUAGACAUCUAGAUCGUAUAUGUUGUAUUCAUUUGAUGUCGUGUACAUAUAUGUAUGUAUAUAUAUCUCCUCGACACUCGCCUCUAAAAAGAUUUACUAAUAAGUUAGAGUGUAAUAUAUUUAAUUUCACAGACCUGCUCGAUUAAUUAUCCCUCGUCAUCAUUAAAAAUUAUGUCUUCCCAACGCUUUAACCUGCAUUUCUUACGGAUUGAGUGCGGGUAGACGGGCAAGCGCUUGCUUUCGGGGCUUGACGAUUGGAGAUUUGUGAAUUAAUAUAUUUAUAUUCCACCAUCAACAGCAAUGCGGUGAUUCCCUUCGAAUUUAAGAUCGAAAAAUCUCUUGAAGAAGCGUUUGUGCUCUGCCGCAAGUUGAUAGAGGAGCAAUUACUCGGUAAAGUGCUGCGGAAAGAAUCUUUUGCUGCAAUGAGUUACGCCCACAAAAUUCAACAGGAUGCACAUAUUAUGUAACUAAAUCUGACUCUAUAAUACUACGAUAAUGCCCCGGUAUUUUCGGUAGUUCCACCAUAAUAUUUUAGUGGCAUUCUAACCAUCAUUCUGGGGGGGGGGUAUACGUGGCAUUCUCGCGUUGAGCGCGUUCUCAUUAUUAUUAUAGAAUAAUCCAUAGAGGAACCAAUAAUCAUAUUAAUAUCUAGUAUAGCCACC
Molecule: messenger RNA, 2676 nt
Organism: Blastomyces dermatitidis ER-3
Lineage: Eukaryota; Fungi; Ascomycota; Eurotiomycetes; Onygenales; Ajellomycetaceae
Product: choline transporter
Exons: 5
Coding region: 221-1825 (534 amino acids)
Biological process (GO): amino acid transport; transmembrane transport
Cellular component (GO): membrane
Molecular function (GO): transmembrane transporter activity
Source: RefSeq, a predicted model, not a curated record